AAUGAACGAGGCAAAGUUGGUCAUUGGGAUUGCUUCCGCAUGUUCAAUCGCUUCGAUUUUGGCUGUGUUGGUGGUUGUUCCCCAACUUUACAACCAAAUGAGCGAUGUGAAUUCUCGAGUAUUCGAUGGUGUUCAGGCUUUCAGAGUUAAUACUGACUCUGCAUGGACAUCUUUAAUGGAGGUCCAAGUCAGCGUUACUCCACCAUCCAAGCCACGCGAAAAUCCAUUCAAUUCAAUCUUCUUACGUCAAAAGCGUGGCCUUCCUGGACAUUGCAACUGUGGUCCACCAAUCCAACCCCAAUGCCCACCUGGUACACCAGGACCACCUGGUCCUCCUGGACCUGCUGGAAAUCCAGGAGGCCCUGGCCAACCUGGAGGCCCUGGCCAACCUGGAACGCAAGGACCACCCUGCCCUCCACCAUCAACCACAUGCCAAAAGUGUCCUGCUGGACCACCUGGCAAUCCUGGAGGCCAAGGCCCACCUGGACCGCCUGGAGGAAACGGACCUCCUGGUCCACCUGGUGGAGGAGGUGGCUCAGGACCACCCGGCCCGCCUGGUCCACCCGGUCCCCCUGGAGGACCUGGCCAGCCUGGAGGACCUGGACAACCCGGACCAGCUGGAAAUCCUGGAGUCAAAAGCACUUCUGUUCCUGGACCAAAAGGACCGCCUGGCAAUCCUGGAGGCCCUGGCACGCCUGGAGCACCUGGAGGACCUGGCCAGCCUGGAGGACAAGGUCCACCCGGACCUCCUGGUCCCCCUGGAGGAAAUGGGACCCCUGGCCAGCCUGGAGGACCUGGACAAGCAGGACCAGCUGGAGUACCAGGACACGAUGGAGCAUAUUGUCCUUGUCCACCACGCACAAGUGUCUUUGCCCGUCGAUCACGUGUCAAAGUAUAAAGAGAAAAAGAAAUGCUUCAAAAAUAUGGAAAUACGAAAAAGUAGAAAAAGUGAUA
Messenger RNA from Meloidogyne enterolobii, 954 nucleotides. The record is from the annotation of a GenBank genome assembly. Lineage: Eukaryota; Metazoa; Nematoda; Chromadorea; Rhabditida; Meloidogynidae.